AUGACACAUGAAAUCUACAAUUCAAGCUUGGAGGAGCUUUCACAACUUGAGGCAAAGCAUAAACUCAAAACAUUCGACAGUCAAGUUGCCUGGGAGUUGGGUGUCUUGGGUCGUCAAUUGUGUCAAGUCUUGUACCCCAACAAGGGAAUUGUAAUUGACAUAACCUUAACAAGUGGGCAAACUUUAUUCCAUUCGGUAGUGUCUUCAGGUACUGCAGUUGAUAAUGACAACUGGGUGAAGAGAAAGUACAAUACAGUAUUCAGGUUUGGUAAAUCGAGCUUUUUUAUCGGACAGAAACUUAGGCAAAAGGGGAAAUCCAUUGAAGAAGCCAUGUUUGUAUCUUCGAAAGAAUUUGCUUCUCAUGGUGGUAGUAUUCCUUUGUGUCUCGAGUCAAGUGAGUUUUUAAUUGGAGCUUUGACUAUCAGUGGAUUAGCUCAAGAAGAGGACCAUUUACUUGCUUUGGACAUCUUGGAAAAGUACACUAGUAAGUGA
This is a messenger RNA of Lodderomyces theae, 492 nucleotides long. RefSeq lists its product as uncharacterized. The coding region runs from base 1 to 492 and encodes 163 amino acids. The record is from RefSeq and is a predicted model, not a curated record. The transcript has a single exon. Gene Ontology annotation, biological process: post-translational protein targeting to endoplasmic reticulum membrane. NCBI's taxonomy places the organism in Eukaryota, Fungi, Ascomycota, Pichiomycetes, Serinales, Debaryomycetaceae. Gene Ontology annotation, cellular component: TRC complex.